UCGGCCUCCUCCUCCUCCUCCGCUCGCUUUGAAAUUGGGGUGGAUUUUGCAUCACUCCGUCCGCCGGGGACUGUCUGGUGCCCGGGGUAGACUCAGCGGGAGUAGUCCGGGGCUUUCAUUUCUUGUUCCAGUAUUUCCUUCCGUCAAGUAAGAUGCCGGUAAAGCCAAAAAAGAAAGCUCAGUCCAAAGAAAGAGCAGUUUCUGAAGUUUUAAAUGUGAACGUCAUCUUCCCUAAUGAAGAUAGAUAUGAUGGAGAAUGCACAAGAAUUGACGAUGUUGGACUGGAGAGAAAUGGAUUUGGUAUUCAUACUACACCCAAUGGAAUAACAUACACAGGGCAAUGGAAAAAUGAUAAGAUGAAUGGCACUGGAAAAUUGGUGCAUCCCUCAGGUGCAAUAUAUGAAGGAGAGUUUAAAGACAACACAUUCCAUGGUACAGGGACCUACACAUGGCCGAAUAAUUUAAAAUAUAUUGGAAACUUCAAUAAAAACAGAUUGGAAGGAGAAGGCAAGUUCAUUGAUGCAGAAGGCUAUGAAUGGAUUGGGACUUUUCAUUACAAAGCUGCACCAGGGCUGAAGUUGAAACUGGAUAUGUAAUCCAUGUCUGAAUGGGACUGAUCACUGGAACACUGUUUAGCAAUCACAUUUCUGAGUCAUCUUUUUUAAACAUCACUGAGUGUUUUUGUAAAUUAAAAAUAUUACUGUAGAAAUUUAGUCUUCUUUCAAAUACUCCACAACAUGCACAUUUGAAUUAUUUGAAAAUAUCUAAUAGGAUAGUUCUGUUUAUUUUAAUGAAACAAUAAAGAAACAUAAUAUUAAUAAGAAUAUUCUAAUUAUUUGAUCAGGAUUCAGCAGGGGGGAUAUGUGAUGCCGAAAUAUAGCGUUGACUAUUUUUCCUGGGACAAUGUGUGCUAGCAGUGCUGUAUGCUGACCGAACACUGUAAGGUCAUACAUCAUACUGUGACAGUCCAGGACACACUGCAUUAAGCCUGGUCAAAAGGUAGGUUGUACAUUUCACCAAGAUCUCAGUCAAUGAGGUAGAUUUGAGUGGCCUCUUAAAGGAGAAGAGUGAGGGAGUGAGGGGAAGUUCCAGCGUUUUGAACCUAAGAAGCUGGAGGCACACAGGCCAAUGGUGAAGUUGAGGAAGUAAAGGGUUAAGAAAUUGUGACUUUAUAUAUAACUAAUGAAAAAAUACCAUGCAAGCAAACCCCUGACUCAGGACUAGGUGGUAAUUACUGUGUCUGGAACUUGAUUGCAAGCCAAUUAUACUAAGCAAUAAGGGUGAUUGUUGUAUUAAACAGUAAGUGUGAGGUUUGUCCUAAACAAUGAGUGUGAUACCUAUCUUUGAAUCUCUUGAUUGUACAUCAAUUAUACUGAACAAUGAGUGUGAUGCCUGUCUUUGAAUCUCAGGAUCCUGAUUGAAACUUGUGGAGCAGCAUUCAUUAAGUGUGUGUGACAAGGACUGUAUAAAUUAAUGUCUGCCCCUGUGUAUUGUGGAGACCUCAGAUAAAGACUCUACAUGAGAGUCAGGAGAAUUCUCCC
This is a messenger RNA of Pristis pectinata (smalltooth sawfish), 1541 nucleotides long. RefSeq names its product MORN repeat containing 2 (gene morn2). The record is from RefSeq and is a predicted model, not a curated record. The transcript has 6 exons. NCBI's taxonomy places the organism in Eukaryota, Metazoa, Chordata, Chondrichthyes, Rhinopristiformes, Pristidae. Bases 153 to 596 code for a protein of 147 amino acids.